AUGGAUGAAGGAUUAAAUUCAACAUAUAUAACUGUUAGUGGAUAUGUAGACAUUGACAAAUACAGAUAUGUUUAUUUUAUUUUUAUUUUUACAGCUUAUAUUUUGAUAAUCUGCUGUAAUACAACCAUUGUAUGGCUAAUUGUGAUUCACCCAAACCUCCAUGAGCCUAUGUACAUUUUCAUUGCAGCUUUGUUAAUCAACUCUGUUCUUUACAGCACGACUAUCUACCCAAAGCUUCUGAUUGACUUUCUGUCUGACAAACAGAUCAUAACAUAUUCAGCCUGUCUCUUUCAGUUCUUUUUAUUUUACACUUUAGGUGGUGCAGAGUUCUUACUGUUGGCAGCUAUGGCCUAUGACAGGUAUGUGUCUAUAUGUAAACCUCUGCAAUAUCCAACCAUCAUGAGGACAACAAACAUCAGUAUUUUCCUGGUUCUGGCCUGGCUCGUACCUGCCUGUCAGGUGGCAGCAUCAGCUGCGUGGAGCUCUAAGAUCAAACUCUGUAACUUUACGUUGAAAGGAAUCUUUUGUAACAACUCAGUUUACAAACUUCACUGUGUGAGCUCAAGAGCACUCUCUGUGUACGGUGUGAUUAUUUUGCUCAAUAUUGUCUUUUUUCCUUUGCUCUACAUAGUUUUCACGUACACAAAUAUUCUCAUAAUAUCUUACAGAAGUUGUAGAGAAGUCAGGAGAAAAGCUGCAGAGACGUGUUUACCUCACCUGCUGGUUUUAAUCAACUUUUCAUUGUUGUGUAUGUAUGAUAUAACUAUACUGAGACUGGAAUCAGAUGUUCCAAAAACAGCUCGUUUAAUUAUGACGUUACAGCUGAUUUUGUAUCAUCCUCUCUUUAAUCCGAUCAUAUACGGACUGAAAAUGAAAGAAAUCUCUAAACACCUGAAGAAGUUGUUGAGUCUAAUCUGUUCUGUCAACACGAACAAAUAA
This is a messenger RNA of Larimichthys crocea (large yellow croaker), 939 nucleotides long. RefSeq names its product olfactory receptor 10AG1-like. Gene Ontology annotation, biological process: G protein-coupled receptor signaling pathway; detection of chemical stimulus involved in sensory perception of smell. Gene Ontology annotation, molecular function: olfactory receptor activity; odorant binding; G protein-coupled receptor activity. The coding region runs from base 1 to 939 and encodes 312 amino acids. The record is from RefSeq and is a predicted model, not a curated record. NCBI's taxonomy places the organism in Eukaryota, Metazoa, Chordata, Actinopteri, Sciaenidae. The transcript has a single exon. Gene Ontology annotation, cellular component: membrane.